Messenger RNA from Xyrauchen texanus (razorback sucker), 2383 nucleotides. RefSeq names its product protein FAM161A-like. Bases 953 to 2383 code for a protein of 476 amino acids. Gene Ontology annotation, biological process: cilium organization. Lineage: Eukaryota; Metazoa; Chordata; Actinopteri; Cypriniformes; Catostomidae. The record is from RefSeq and is a predicted model, not a curated record. The transcript is spliced from 4 exons. Gene Ontology annotation, cellular component: cilium.
AAUACCAGUCUAAGAACUGGGUGUCAAAACUAGACCAGCAAUUAGGUUGUUGUGUGUGUUUGCUUUUAUGUGUGUUAGCAGACUGAUUGACAGAUUGGAGUGUCAAGUGUCUGCUAGCUAUAAGAGUGUUAAUACAGGUUCACUGCAAUAAACUGAUUAACCCAGAACAUAGAGACACAGAUAUUGGGGUUUGAACUGACAACCUUCCACAACCAGCCCAAUUAUUUAACCACAAAACCACACCAUCACAAAUCACUUUUAAACUCACAAAAGCAUUAAUCUUAAGCACAUUAUUGACACUAUUCUAGGCUAUAACUUUAACUUUCAUAUUGAGAUUCACAAAUGGCACAAGUUGAUGGUUUGAUCUGGAUUGUGGAGGUCAUAUAUGACAGCUUUGUAUCAACAUACACACUAAUGAAUGUCUAAUAUAUGUGUUGAGUUUUGUAGAUCUAUCAGCUAUUGCGACAGCUGGUGAUUAUGAAACAAAACUUCCAUGCACUUCCAAAGCAGAUCUCUCUCUAAACACCUUAACCCUGAAAACUUUUCACAGCUUGGACUCACAGCAAUUAAUGGUGUUGUUAAUCUGUAAAUCUAAUUUGAGAGUUUUAGUGGGGCAGUUCACUUUCAAUCACAUCUAAAAGUUUUAAUCAGGAUUAAAAGCAUAUGUGGGACAUAUGGUGAACGGGCAUUGGAAAGAGCCAAUCGUGACUUGUUGCAGCUUAUCCACCGGGAUAAAGCCCUGAUUGGCACAUCUGAUUGUGAACGUGUGGUGUGAGAAAUCAUGACUUAUCGACACCUUACUCUCAUUGUGCUGUGGCAGUUCUAGACAGCUAUGAGAGUUAACAAAAUCAAAGCAGAGUGUUGCAAAUAUUAAUCUGAAGAUAGAAGCUCUAUGAGGGAAAUUUCAAACUCAGAGAAGUGCAAAACCGUAGAAGAAUAAUCCGCUUGAAGCAUGACCCUGAUUCAGCGUGCUGAGAUGCUGCAGCCAAGUGAACUUCAGGCUCUGUUUGGGGAAGAGAAGGAUUAUUCAUGCUCCCUGACUGAAAUUGUUCACCACACAGAGGAGUGUGAGCAUCAUUCUGAAGCUGAGAAUACAGCAGAGAGUUUAUGUGAUUUCAGUUCUCUCUCUGCUUCUAAAUAUGGGCAGCCAUUUGCCGCCUCUCACCCGCAGAGACAGGUAUUCUCCAACCAGGCAUACAAUACCAAACUAGAGGAACUGAAGAGAGAACACCUGAGAAACAUUGCUGAGCUGGAAAAAUUCUACCAGAGCAAGUUCACACCUGGCCAGAGAGAAAGACAGCUCAUUUCAAGCUGGAGAGAGAGACAGCAGAGCAUUGAUGAAGGAAAGAAAGAUACAGAGAGUGAGCAUGUGGAACCCAUCCAGAUUGGUGGCAAGGUGUCAAUGGGCUGGCUGAAGAAUGGUGUCUCUCAUCUGAAGUUAAAGCAGACUCGUCAGAACUCUUUAGAGGACCACAGAAAGUCAUGUCAAUCUCAGCAGAACUCAUCUCAUAAUGUAGCCAAUCAGGUGAGGGACACAGCACAGGAGCAAUCGGACACCCUUAGACAGAAUUCCAAAAUAACCAUUCCCAAACCAUUUCGUAUGAUGCUCCGUGAGGAGGAGCGGAAGCGCCGCAAUGUGAAAACUCGGUCUGAGAUGGAGUUAGAAAAUGAGAAACUGAGGAAAGAGCUGGAUGAGCUGAAAGAAUGUGGCAGGACGUUUCGAGCUAAGCCGGCCCCCGCCUCCACUCAUAUGCUUCUUUAUGACAUCAUCGACAAGCGACCAAAUAAGUUUCAGCACCAAAAAAGGCUAAUCAGCCCAAACAAUCUGGGUCACCAUGAAAACCACCACCAACAAGGCACUCAACGCUGUGCACCUCCAAUUACCCAGAAACCAUUUAGCUUCCUUGAAAGAGAGCGAAAGAAAAGGGAGAAAAAACUAGCGGAUGAGCUAAACAACCUGACGCCCAUUGAAGAAAGAAGGUUGUUCAAGGCCAGGCCGGUACCGAAGUCUUUAUAUAGGCCCAGCUCACCAAGUUACCAGCUGUAUGGAGCAGUCAGUCUGCGCACAAGAGAGCAUGAGACUCACAGACAUUCAGUACUGACCCCUAGCAUCCUGGAGGAAACACUGCAAGAGAGUGAGGAUGCUAAGCAUGCAUAUGACGAUGAAUUUCCCAGGCCACAGAACACAGACAAACCUCUUUGCAACAGCAGCCUCUGGAAAUGGAAGAAUAAGGGUGUACUGCAGAUGGAGGAAGAAAUGGAGAGAAAGAGAAAUAGAGAGAGAGACAGAGACUGGUCCUACAUUCAUCCCCUACGCAGGACCAGCCUCUGCCACAGCCAAGAGCUACUAAACACCUGCAAGAGUGAUUACAUCAGUGUUUAA